CAUGUAAUCCUUUAUUCGUCACAACAGACUAUAAUUCAGUUUCGAACGGUUUUACAAACGCAGUUGCACACCAUUCAUACAAUUAGAAUAACCAUUGUUAAAGAAACUAAAAGUUGCCGGAUUUAUUUUCCCAUUAACUUUGUGGAACAAGAUAUAAAUAGAAUAAUAUUUCUUACCCAUCGCAGAAACCAAACAAGUACAUGAACGUCCACCAAGGCAUGAACGACUGAAUUAAAUAGGCUCCUCCACCCUUAAUGGGCCUGAUAAUAUAAUCUGUUCUCAUGUUUCCCCUACUUUCUGUUGCAUGUUCUAGAACAGCUCCCAAUGCCUUUCGACUAAUAUUAAAUGCUUAUCUUGCUGGUGCUCAUAUUCAUGCAUUUUCUUGGAGCUGUAAGGAAAGAGUGUUCCAGAAUGAAUGGGCAAUUUUUCGAAUCCAUAAAACAGAUUAUAAAAAAACAAUCUCACAGGCUCUCCUCCGGAAAUCUCCUGUGAAGAUACAGUCAUCUAAAGGACAACACUCAGAGAAACUUCUGUGCGACAUUGUGUAAUUCAGAGAAAGGACCAGGUAACACGCCUAUCGAAAAAGUGGUUACAGUUAAUUUCUCUGAAUUUUUUAUAUGCUGUGUGUCUUGGUGUCCCCAACAAAUGUCUCAAUGGGCAUAGACCGAAAACUCGACGUGUCCCAAGAUAAAGGACGUCCAAGUCAGUAUAAUGGGGUAUGGGUCCUACUCAGCUAUCUGUUUUAUGUUGACGGGUGGUUUCGGUUAAUUCCACUAAAUUGUUUAUAUGUUAUGUAUCUCGGUGUCCUGAACAAAUGCUUUAAUGGGUAUAGGCCCCAAGGCUCAACAGGUCGCAAGAUAUAGGCGAUUCAAGUUAGUAUAAUACCCCAUUAUACUGACUUGGACGGCGUAUCUCUUGGAACCCGUUGAGUUUUGGAGCAUGUGCCCGUUAACACACUGGUUCAGAAUGACUAGACACAUCACAUGAUAUAAUUUAGCGAAAUUAUCAAAACCACUCUACCAGUUAAAGCCGACAACCCAUUAUACUUGGACAACUUAAAUCUUGGGACCCAUCACAUUUUGGGGUUUGCGCCCUGUGAGAUAUUUGUUCACGAUGCCGAGAUUUCACAAAUUCAGCCGCAUUAACCGAAACCGCUCUUCUAGAUAGAGCAGACUACCGAGUAAAACCGACACCCCAUUAUACUGAUUGGACGGCCUGAAUCUUGGGCACCUUGAAUUUUGGGGCUUAUGCCAAUUGAGACAUUUGUAAAGGACGCCAAGACGCAUAACAUAUGAAAAAGUUAGCGAAAUUAAACGAAACCACUUUACCCAUAGGCGUGUUGACGGGUCCUUUUAAAGCACUGUAAUGGUCCAAUUUAAUAACAACUCCACGUUUUUUUGUUCGAUUAAUGGGGAAGAGUGGCUUACCGGCGAUUGAAAAUUGAAGAACUGUGGGGGUGGGGCUCAUGUUUAAGCCGCCGAAUAACACCACAGAUGGAUAUGUCAAUUUACGAAUUAAUAAAAAAAAAUAUUGUAAAAAAACUGGCAAACUUCCGAUUUGCUUAUUCUAUCUACUUACUACUACUAAACGCAGAGGUGUCAAUGUAA
This is a messenger RNA of Acanthoscelides obtectus, 1607 nucleotides long. The record is from the annotation of a GenBank genome assembly. NCBI's taxonomy places the organism in Eukaryota, Metazoa, Arthropoda, Insecta, Coleoptera, Chrysomelidae.